AUGGAUGAAUUUACUCCGAGAUAUUUGAUGUCAGAGCUAAAUGACAAUUCAACUUUCGUCAUGAAACGCGUAAAAAAUAGAGACGGAACGAAAGAACAAAAGCUUAUGAAUGCGGAUGACGUAGAUAGGGAAAUUGUUGAAAACGGUCUCGGAAUAUAUGAAAUGCCAGCAGAUGAGGUACAAGAAACUCCACAGGAAGAACUAGUUCAGAUACAACCAGACAUGGAAGAAAUAG
This is a messenger RNA of Trichomonas vaginalis G3, 235 nucleotides long. Its product is annotated as protein of unknown function, DUF4106 family. Lineage: Eukaryota; Parabasalia; Trichomonadida; Trichomonadidae. The record is from RefSeq and is a predicted model, not a curated record. The annotation marks the transcript as partial. The transcript has a single exon.